CUAGUGCUACUGCAACUAAUCGGCCUUAUCGUGGAUCCGCUGCAAAUAUUUUGGGUUCUGACGAACAGCACUUAUUUAGUUUCUAAAUUCAUCAAAACAGGGGUUGGUGACAAAAACGAAUACCCACUCUAUUUCGAGAAGGUUAUCUAUGAGGUGGACAUCGACGAGAAUGUGGAAAUCAAUCACAACUUUCUCAACGUCAGCGCAAAGACGUACGGUGAGGCGUCCGUUGUACGAUACAAGAUCUCGAGCGGUAACAUAGACAAUGUGUUCGCGAUAAGCAACGCAACCGGCGCCCUGUUCGUAGCCAAGGCGUUGGAUUAUGAGAAGAUCAAAAAGUAUGAGCUACGGUUGACGGUAUCGGAUAAUUUUAAGGAGAACUACACCACCGUUCUGAUCAACGUACGUGAUGUAAACGACAAUCCUCCGGUAUUUGAGAAAUCGUCCUAUCGCACACAAAUCACCGAGGAAGACGACCGAGGCUUGCCAAAGCGUGUGCUGCGGGUUACCGCCUCGGAUGCCGAUGUGGACCGACUCAACAACAUCAUCUAUUUCCUGACCGGGCCCGGUAUUGACAUCGAAAAUCCCUCCGACAGCAACUUUGACAUCAACAAGGCCACGGGAGAAAUAUUUGUACUUAAGCCCCUUAACCGAGAUCCACCACACGGACGAGCGUCUUGGAAGUUUACCGUCUUUGCGCAGGACGAAGGAGGCGAAGGUUUGGUGGGCUUUACGGAGGUGCAGAUCAACCUGAAAGACGUCAACGACAAUGCGCCGCAGUUCCCGAACGGGAUUGCGUAUGGAAACGUGACCAAAAAUGGCACCAUCGGCAUGUACGUGAUGACAAUAAAGGCCGAAGACUAUGACGAUAUCAACGAAGGCACUAAUGCGAAGAUCAUUUACUCGAUCGAAAAGAACGCGAUCCAAGAGGAUACUGGUUUGCCGAUCUUCGACAUCAACCCGGACACGGGAAUCAUCACGACGGCGGUAUGCUGUCUCGAUCGGGAGAAGACGCCCGACUACUCGCUGCAGAUAGUGGCCACCGAUGGCGGAGGUUUGAAGGGUACGGGAACAGCUUCCAUCAAGGUGAAGGAUCUGAAUGAUAUGCCGCCUCGGUUCACCAAGGACGAGUGGUUCGUCGAGGUGGAGGAAACCGAUGGAAGCGUGCUGCCCGAGGCACCGAUACUGACCGUGACGGUGAAUGACGAUGAUGAGAUAAACAAUUUCCAGUAUAAAAUCAUUGAAAGCAGCGGUUACGGGGCGGAUAAGUUUGCGAUGGUAAAGAACGCGGACGGUACGGGAAGUUUGAAGGUGGUCCAGCCGCUAGACUACGAGGAUCCGAUGCAGAUUAAUGGCUUCCGCUUUCGGAUACAAGUGAUCGAUAACGAUGGGAUCGAUGAGAGCGACAAGUACCACGUUGACCAUUCGUGGGUGAUUGUGAAGUUGAAGGAUAUUAACGAUAAUACGCCUCGCUUCAAGAAGCCGCACAUCGAGGCGGCUGUGUAUGAAAACGCGGACGUGGGGAAAAACUUGGGUACCUUCAAGGCGGAAGACAUUGACAAGGGCGGUAAGAGCAAAAUUACCUACAGCAUUAACCGUGCUACAGACCGGAAGCGCCAGUUUGCCAUCGACCAGGAAGGUACGGUGACGAUUCAACGUGAACUGGAUCGGGAAGCGAUGGCGAAACACUCACUUGAAAUUCUGGCCACCGAUGACGGUGUACCGCCGCGCACGGCCUCCGCCAUCUUGACCGUGUUGGUGAAGGACAUCAACGAUAAUGCGCCGGUAUUCGCGGAAGAUUAUCGGCCCAUUCUGCUCGAAAACUCACCGCCGUCGAAGAUUAUCGAAAUCUCCGCUGUCGAUAAGGAUGACCGGCUAGAGGGCAAUGGGGCACCGUUCCAGUUCCGCAUGGACCCGGACGCAGACGAUGUGAUUCGGACGUCCUUCAAGGUGGAGCAGAGUAACAAGGGUGACGGUAUGGCGAUCAUUUCAUCGCUCGGCUCGUUCGAUCGCGAAUACCGCAAGCAGUACACCAUUCCGAUCGUUAUCAAGGACUCGGGAACGCCAUCCCAUACCGGCACCAGCACGCUGACGAUCACGAUCGGUGAUCUGAACGAUAACAUCAUGCAGCCCGGCUCCAAGGAGGUGAUCGUGUACAACUACCAAGGCCAGGCGCCGGACACACCGAUCGGGCGUGUGUUCGUUAACGAUCUCGACGAUUGGGACAUCUCGGACAAGCUGUUCUAUUGGGAUGAGGCCGAGAAUCCACGCUUCAAGCUGCACGACACAUCCGGCAUGGUGACGAUGCGGCGCGGUGCACGCGAGGGACUCUACAAGCUGCGCUUCAAGAUCUACGACCGCAAGCACGCGCAAGAAUCGUACGCCAACAUGUCGGUGGUGGUGAAGCACAUCUCGUACGAGGCGAUCGUCAACUCCGGCUCGAUCCGGCUGACCGGCAUUACGGAUGAGGACUUUAUACGCAUCUGGAACUAUCGCACCCAGAACAUCUUCCGCAGCAAGCUGGAGCGGUUCCGGGACAAGCUGGCGGAGCUGCUGAACGUGCACGUGAAGAAUGUGGACGUUUUCAGUGUGCAGAUGAAGGAUCGGUCGGUGCCGCUGAUCGAUGUGCGGUUCGCCGUACAUGGCGCGUACUUCUACAAGGCGGUGCAGCUGAACGGCGUGAUACUGCUGCACAAGGAGGAAAUCGAGCAGGAGGUGGGCAUCAACAUCACGAUGGUAAACGUGGACGAGUGUCUGCUGGAGAAUGCGGACUGUGCCGGGUCGUGCACCAGCAUCAUCGAGGUCCAGACGAACCCCUGCCUAGUGAAUGCGAACAAAACCGCCCUGGUUGGGGUUCAGAUCAACUCCACGGCGGAGUGUGUAUGCAGCUCGCGAGAGUACAAGCAGCAGCAGACCUGCAAAUCCCAUCCCUGUCUGAACGGUGGUCGCUGCACCGAUUCCAAGUCGGGUAUCAAGUGCUCGUGUCCACCAGGCUACACGGGGCCCCGCUGUCAGCAGGUCGUACGUAGCUUCCGUGGCAGUGGCUGGGCCUGGUACCCACCGCUCGACAUGUGCGACAAGUCGCAUAUUAGCGUCGAGAUCAUCACAACGAAGCCGGAUGGUUUAAUUUUCUACAACGGACCUAUCACACCACCGAAGGAGGACGACACGUCCAAGCAGCUGUCCGACUUUAUUGCACUCGAGCUGGAGCAGGGUUAUCCUCGGUUUCUCAUUGAUUACGGCUCGGGUACGCUAGAGUUACGCAUUGCGACCAAACAUCCGCUCAACGAUGGCGAAUGGCACCGGAUCGAUCUGUUCUGGGACACUGAGCAGGUGAAGAUGGUGGUCGAUUUCUGCAAGACGGCAGAAAUCACCGAAGCCGAAGACGGCAACCUGGUCGAGUUUAUCGACCACACCUGCCAGGCGCUGGGCAAGGUACCUCAGUUCAACGAAUAUCUGAAUCUCAACACGCCGCUCCAGAUUGGCGGUGUGUUUAGGGACAAGUUUGACUACACUUACAGCCGCUGGCAGUACAUGCCGGUUGGGGUCGGUUUCGAGGGGUGCAUUCGCGAGUUUAAGCACAACGGAAUUCUGUACGACCUGUCACACCCUGGACUGUCUAAGGGCAGUGUGCCCGGUUGUUUGUACACGCGGGAGGUGUGCGAUCUGAAUCCGCAGGUCGCUCGGUGUCUCGAGCAUGGCAAGUGUGUCGGUAGCUAUGUCGAGGCCAAGUGUGAAUGCAAUCCCGGUUGGACGGGCACGUACUGCAGCUUGCCCACCACUCCAACCACGUUCAAGACGCACAGUUACGUGAAGUACGCGCUCAGCUUCGAGCCGGAUAAGUUCACGACACAGAUUCAGCUGCGGUUCCGCACGCGCGAAACGUAUGGCGAGCUGUUCCGCAUCAGCGAUCAGCAUAUGCGCGAAUACGGCAUCAUCGAGCUGAAGGACGCCAAGGUGUACUUCCGGUACAGCUUAAACACGGGCCAGGUGGAGGAGCAGGAGGUAGCGUUGACGGCGGUCGAAGUAGAUGACGGACAGUGGCACGUGGUGAAGGUGCAACGGUACGGCUCAGCGGCCAUCUUGGAACUGGACGGAGGUGAGGGUGCCAACUUCAACCAAAGCUUCUCGUUCGACGGACAUCAGUGGCUGUCAGUGGACAAGCAGGAGGGUGUGUAUGCAGGUGGCAAGCCAGAGUUCACUGGCAUCAAGACGUACGAUGUCAAAUCGGACUAUCAGAAGAGUUGCAUCGACGAUAUAAGAUUGGACGGUAAAAGCUUGCCACUUCCGCCAGCCACCAACGGUACCCAGUGGGGUCAGGCCACGAUGGCCAAGAACAUCGACCGCUACUGUUCCUCCAACAAUCCUUGCCAGAACGCGUACUGUCCUGAUCCGUUCGAGUGUGUCGACCUAUGGAACAAGUACGAGUGCGCCUGUGGCGAUGGUAUGAUUAUCUCACCAGAAGGCAAGACCUGCAUCGACCGGAACGAGUGUCUGGACUAUCCGUGUCUGAAUGGAGGCACUUGCAUCAUCCAGGAGCCGCGCCAAAAGUACAAGUGCAUCUGUCCGGACUCGUACUGGGGCGAGAGUUGUGAGUUUCUGAAAGAACGACAAGCGCUUAAAUUCAGCACCAGUGCCUUGGCCGCCGUAAUAGCCUGCCUAUUACUGAUCAUUAUUUUGCUGUUUGUUUAUUUUUCCUGCUCCCGGCGUCGUUCGGCUAACUUCAACAAGAAGCCGGCCACCAAGGGCGACAUCCGCGAGAACAUCAUCAACUACUGCGACGAGGGUGGUGGCGAGAACGACAUGACCGCGUUCGACAUGAAGACACUCAAGAUUCCGAUCGGACCGCUGCCAGAGCUCGUUCAACAUAAGGCACCUCCAGUACGUCCAGAUAUUGCCGUCGUGUCCGACCAGGUCGUCGGCAAGGUGGACGUGUUCCUGGACAACCGGAAGCGACUCGCCGACAUCUUCCCAGCCUCCGGGCCAUUCGACGAUCUGCGUAACUACACCUUUGAAGAUUGUGGGAGUACCUCUGGUUCACCAAGUCAGGUGAUGAUGAUGAACCCCAUGAGUAUAGCUUUUCAACCACAUGAGGUCCCCGUUUCGAUAAGUUAGUCAAUAUUUACGAACCGAGCAAAGCGUAGAUCGAAGAUGACGAUAUUUGCUUAGAGUAGUUGUAGCUGUGACAGGUGCUGUAGGGAUCUUGUUCCUGAGCUCGACAAGAAACAAGAUAAGCGAAUUCAUCAAAUAUGAACUACGAUUUCGGUGAAUUUCUCACCAGUUUGCGGGUGAACGGGUAGAUAUUCUUUGUAAAAUAUUCUCUAAAAUCCACACACACAUAUACAAAUACCCGUUAAUGAUGAAGACAUGGUCGUGUGAUCCAAAGUGAGAAUGUUGCGUUGUACUUUUACAAUGCAUCAGUUCGCAGGAAAACGAGAAGUUGCAAAAGUGAUAAAUGUGCAUAGUUUCAUAGCAAAUUGAAUUCGAAAUUUGCAUUACCCUACAAUAAAUGGUAACGUCUGGCUACAAACAUAAAACGAUGCAACACGCAGGGUUAGAUCUCUCGAAGAUUGAGAGCAUUAAAUGCUCGCUAUAAAUACGCACGGAAAAUGGAGAAUUCCUGUAACUAUUCAAGCAAUGGUGUGCUGAUAUACUGUAAUAAUGCAUGUAAAAAUCUAAUCUGCAAUCUAUGUCUAUGUCUAUCUAUGUCAUGUCUCGUCUAAACACGCAUUAGUUUCGUGCCAUUGGGGACACUGUAAAAAAACAGUAAGUAGUUCAUUUUGAAAGGACAAACUGGCGGAAGAAAACGAGUUCCCUGAGCAGAAAUUGCAUGGAUGUGAACUACAAAUGAGUUACUAGAUAAUAAGGCCGAGAAGGUGAUUUAAAAAAAAACUAAAACUAGCAUAUUUCUGUCGUUUAUUUGCAAUAUGUGUACACGUGUUCUUUGCGAAGGUGGGCGAAGGCACAUUGCCAUGUUGGUAAAAAGCAUCCAGAAAAUGAUCGAUCAAUGUUGAUCUGGUGAAAGGAAAUCCACGCAUUAACAGUACGUUGUAGCUCAUCCAUCAAAUCUUUAACGUUGUUUCUAUUGUUUUGCUGUUGAUUUUUUCGUUACUGCAAUAGAACAACACAAUACGAUAGUGAGAGACGAAAACUCUGCUCAAUAGAAGAAAGUCUCAAGAAACCUUGAAAUGGCAAAAUGCCGCACACUUCAUUAUUCUUAAUCCGUCGCUGUGAUGUAAACGUCCUCCCAUAAAAUCAUAAAACAUAAAAUCAAAGCAGAAACAAAUAAUCAAACAAACCAACAAACGCACAACAACCUCGUCCAACGUGGAUUGCAAGUGGACAAAAAUUACGAAAAAACUCGAAACUCAAUCAAAAAAUCCGACGAAAAAAAUAAAAAGCUGGAGACAAAGGCUUAACCGGACAGGUUACAAAGCAAAAACGUACUCACCGUCCACUCAAAUUGACGGACAAUCUGCUCUUUUGAUCGGAAUGAAAAUUUCAAUGAAUCACAAAUGAAAGCAAAAACAUCGACAAAACCAACCGCAUAACAAAAAAUUCGGUUCGAUUUUAUUUUCUUCCUUUUUUUAUGAUUACUCCUUAAAUAUAAAGGUAAACAUCGUGUAGACCAUUUAGUGAAGUCAAUCUGAGCAUUUAAUAACACCAGCGCUGGCUGGUUUCAUUUUCUAAGCUAAUGUCUCUUCAAACAUCCUCCACUGCUUGCUGGGAAACUUUACAACAAUGGAAUCCUUUGCAAAUCAUCUGUUUUCGCAAGGAUCAAUAAAAAAGUUGCAUUUUGCUACGACAAGACAACUGAAGCCACUCACCUGUGCAAAGCAAAGAGUAACUUGUGUAUUCAAUCAAUUACGAUGAAUGUUUCUAUCACUAAAAACGAUGGUGUGGUUAAUCAGACGCAGGAUAAGGAUGGCAGUGAUGGCCAUAGGACAGGAGGAGAAGCAGAACAUUUUAGAAGUGGAUCAAAAGAGCUUUCGUUCCGGCGCAGCAGAUGAGAUCUACCAGGGAGCUUUUGUUUGCCUAUUUGCGAAGCGUCUAUUGAACGAACGUGCUGCUCGACACAACUUCAAUCGUUGCAACGAAUGAACGUUAGGAAAGUGCAGUUUGCAGCAUUUUCAUUUUGCUCAACAAUACUAUGCGUCUCGAUGCCAGAAAUGCAUCCCAAUUUUACAGUGCAGUUUCGCUGUACAAAUAGCACACUGAAAAGAUGGUUAAUAAUGUUUAGUACCCGGUCAAAGCAAUUUCUUUCGAUAUAAAUUUCCUUCAUCUAUGUACUAUAUGAGCAUGCAUUUACAUAUUUUAUAAAAUUAUCGAACAUAAAGGAUCAGCAUUUCACAUCAAGGAUCAGCCGUGUGUCCUAUGUUAUAGUUUUUUUUUUGUUAUGGUUAUUAAUAUCGUCGUGUGUAUCCGAACAGACUAUAUGUUCAAUCUAUCUUCAGCGAUUGGUGUGGCUAACAAAAGAAAAGAUUAUUACUUACGGUUUCUAGAUACUGUUACCCGCGUUUUGAAAGCAUUGUUAUUUGGUUCGCUGAAUCAAGUCCAAAGCCAUGUUUGAUACUUAUCUGUCGACAAGAUCGGUGAACGAGGUUGUAAUAAAAGAAAUCAUGAAACGUGAAUGCCUCUUAGCAUUAAUAAAAAAAGGAACCAUUUCAAUAAUAGCUGCGAUACAAACCGAUUUACGUAGCAAAUACAGUUGACUCGUUUAAAUGUAUAUGUGUAAAUAUGUAAAAGAAAUGAAGAAAUAUUAACAUAUAAUACCAGAAAUAAACGAUAAGAGUAUUUCGCCAGAAUAAAAUAACACAAAAAUAAAUCAAAAAUAUACAUACUGGUAUCGCAAACAUGUCUUAAGGGUAGUUGUUGCGAAAUGAAAACCAACGCGGUGUAAAUUAUUUGCCGAAAAGAUUUAUUGUUAUACGUUUGACAAAAAAUUAGUCUUUGAUUCCCGCUUUUGGUUAAAAGACCUUCUCCGUGUCCUGUCGCCCUUUUUAUCCUUUCCUUGCCGAACCAAACGCGAUCGCUUGAAACCCGAGCCGAUAUCUUAUUUCAAAACGCGCGUUUACGACAGGUCGUUGGGUACCUUGCGAAAAGGUUCCAACAGUAGUUGUCGAACAGCAAUAGGUUCUUUUUAAUCGAUUAUUUCCAUACCAUCUCUGCGCUUAUUCUUGACUUAGAUUUCAUAAUGAUUAAUCUACAAAACAAAAAUUAAAUACGAAUUCCAAAGCCAUCCAACAAAACGGAGCAUUUCCAAUGAUGCGCGAUUCUUCAUCGAAAGAAAAACGUCACACAUUAAACUAAACAUUAGUUUGUGAGUCAUGUUUUGAUUUGAAGUUUUUAUCAUAUAUAGUGUUCUAAAAGAGGGACGAUAGAAUGCGUGACAAAAAUUGACGACAAAACACAAAAUCAAAUGAAAAAGUCGUAAACGCAUCUGUGUAGCAAAGAUGUUGUAAAGAUAAGACUUCAAUAAAAAAAUGGAA
Molecule: messenger RNA, 8489 nt
Organism: Anopheles arabiensis
Lineage: Eukaryota; Metazoa; Arthropoda; Insecta; Diptera; Culicidae
Product: neural-cadherin-like
Exons: 11
Biological process (GO): homophilic cell-cell adhesion
Cellular component (GO): plasma membrane; catenin complex
Molecular function (GO): calcium ion binding; cadherin binding
Source: RefSeq, a predicted model, not a curated record